Schistosoma haematobium is the source of this 1978-nucleotide messenger RNA. It is a transcript of the gene SSR2, whose product is annotated as SWI/SNF and RSC complex subunit Ssr2. NCBI's taxonomy places the organism in Eukaryota, Metazoa, Platyhelminthes, Trematoda, Strigeidida, Schistosomatidae. The record is from RefSeq and is a predicted model, not a curated record. The coding region runs from base 61 to 600 and encodes 179 amino acids. The transcript is spliced from 4 exons. Gene Ontology annotation, cellular component: endoplasmic reticulum; membrane.
GAGUGACCUUGCCACGUAGUGCACCUUGCUUGGGGGGUAUUUUGAAGUUUGUUCAACGUGAUGAAGCUUGGUUUAGCUAUCCUUUUGGCUGUUUAUUUGGUUGUCCUGGUGUCUUCAGAUUCCGUGGACAAUGUCCGACUGGCUGUCUCCAAGGAAAUCUUGAAUGAGUUCGUCUUUCAAGAAAAAGAAAUCACUAUUCUAUAUACAAUAUAUAAUUUCCAUGAGUCCCGCGCUGCCAAAGAUGUUGAGCUAUUUGAUAUCUUUGCCGAAACAGAAUUUACGCUGAUUCAUGGGAGCCCUUCUGCUCGGUGGGCUGUUAUACCUGCCUCCUCGAACGUCACUCAUGUCUUAAUCCUCAAACCUCAAAUAAAUGGCGUCCAUAAUUUUUCUAGUGCUACAAUUACUUACAAAUCUGGUGAUUUGCAGAAAAGUUCCUUUUUGUAUUCUUCUGCACCUGGUCUACUUACAAUUCACAGACUGAAGGAGUAUAACAAGCGUUUCACUUCUCAUACAAUUGAGUGGAUUGGUUUCGCUUUGUUUGUUACACCGUGCUUACUGAUACCAUAUAUGCUGUGGCGCUCAAGUGCAUCAAAAUACUAGCUCUUUACAGUACUCUUCUUCAUCUGUAUAUUUCUUCUCACGUUGUAUUUUGUUUCUUUGCAUCCAUUAUAUGUAUGUUAUGUAUUUAAAGAGUAUGAAAUGUAUUUGGUAAAUAAAUAGAAAAGCGUAUGCUAGUAAUACUGUGGACAUACUAUAUUGUAUUUCAAAGCAUAAUAAGUAAAUAACUUCAGUCUUCGGCCAAUGCAUGGAUUGAUUCAGUUUCGUUUUGAUUAUUUUUCUAACAUUUUCGGAUUGAUUUAACGAGAAGACGAAGAGGAAGUUUACAUUCGUCUUCGUAUUACUCUUGACUGCCUUGUUCGGUUGGUCUCUGAUCAUUUGGUUGACCAACCUUUUUCGUAUGGUUUAGCGGACCGAAUAUUUUUCGAUGUUUGACUACCGGUUGGUUUGAAUACCAUAGUUCUAGAAAUCCUUAAAAUUUUCUUGAUCCUGGAUUUCAGCGUUUUCCGCUUGGAUUGUUGCCCGUAAUUGUAUACGUGCGUUAAUAUGAUUACAUAUAUUUCACUCCUAGUCCGCAUAUGAGUAACUGAAGAAGGGGUUCAGUCUAGUAUUUUUUUUCUCGAUUGGUACAAUUUACUUUGUAAAUGGUUUUGCAUUUGUUUGCUUUAGCUGCCGUAUAUUUGGCUGUCGACCUGGUGUUUCCGAAGUUAGUGAGUGUUCAUUUUCCUUGAAAUGAUCCCAUACCUCAAUGCUUUCAUGACCUCUUCCUGGAAAGUAGUACUCACUGCCGCCACAUGUUGGGGGGAUGUUUUAACGAAAGUGAGAGUAAGAAGAGUUGACGUUCGGUGCCUAAACUGGCCCAUCUACAAGAGCCGGAAAGGAAUAAUUUCAUAAUAGUGAUAUGUAUGAGCUCUAGGACCCCUAGGAAACGGAAGGCGUAUGAACUUUAGUCACUUGCUGCUAUGGAACUGGAUCUAGUAUCGUUUUCUUGUUUCGUCUGUUAGAUCUAUAUAUCAAAGGCUCAGAAAUCGAUCCCUUGAUCAGGUUAUUUUCGUUGUGGGCGCCCUGGUAGUACCUCCGCGUAUACGUAUAUAAUAGUAAGCAAUUAGGAGUGAAGUGUUCUACCAUAUUGAAUUUGAUCUAAUAAUAACUUAUCUUUCGGUUUGAAACGGUUACAUCGGUUUGGUGACAUUGAAUUCCUAGGGUUUCAAGAUAUCUGUUCUCUGAGAUGCUUUUCACAUAGCAAGACUGUCCGUUCUCGGAUUUCUGGGGUUGGUUUCUCACUGGUCGAUCGGUUCAGUUUUUGCCUAGUGAGAGAUAUAGAGAUUUUCUGUUUAUUUUUAAUACGAAUGUACACAAUCCUGCUUGUACGUUGGUUGUUUGCUGAAGUUUAGUAUUUGGUCUAUGUGACAGGUCCCUG